CUAAGCUCAUCUCAUGGAAGUUUACCUUGGAGAAUGGCUCACUCGAGCUUGAGAUAUCGGUCCGCCCCUAUCCAGAGACACCAUUUGCCAGAACCCAACAAUCAACCUUUCCGCCACUUUCCUGAUCGAUCAGUUGCUAGUCCUUUUCCCAUUCACAAUCACUAUGAUCCACCCAAGGGUUUUCGAUCUCCGAUGGCGAUUCCGGACUCUCUCAAUGUUGGGACCUCCCAAUCGGUUGGACUUGCAUCCCACAAACCCUCAGCAUCGUCCUCAGCACCCUACACAUCACAGGUCCAGUCAGUCGAACGUCCAAGCACAACACAGACAUCAUCAUGCCCAGUACAUUGGUCACCAUCCGUACAAUCAAUCAGCCUUGCGUCCACUCAAUCGUACUCAUCAUUAUCAGGCAACCAUGCAGGUACCUUCGGAUCCAUCGUUCUUGAAACACCUUUGUUGUUAUCCUGAGGACCAUCGAUUCGUCUCGCACGACCAAAAUCUCUGUGCUCGCAAUCAGGACAAUCAUCAUUCUCUUUUCAAUCGAUCGACCUUGCGCUCAUGUCGACUUGAUCGUUAUAAUGAGGAUAUGUCAGCUCCAACCCUCCAUCCUUCAGCUUCACAUGCUCCUAGCCGUUAUAGCCCGUAUGCUACUCCUCAUCAACAUGAUCAUAUGAAUCCUAGCAAUCAACCUGCUUCAUCCUUGAACGCAAAGAAGCUUUCAAAGCAAGUCCAAACUGAUCAAUCCUUCUGUCGUGCCCAACCCGAUUACUACAGACCAGUGUACUCCGACGAUGUGCAGCCAAGGGGUCAAUGGGGUCCCUUGCGUGUCACUUCUCGUCAAAUUUCAAGCGGUCAAUGGGGUCCCUUGGCAUCAGUAGCAAUGAUUUCCACCAAACGAGACAAUCCGCUUACCGAACGCCAGAAACGCAAUGUGAAGAUUUUCCCUCGAAUACACAACCCUUACUUUACUGAAGAGACCAACCAGAAUGUUAAACCAUUCGUCAUCCAGCUCAACCUUAAUCCUGAAAAACCAUUCAUCAUCCAGCCAGCCAACUAUUCUUCCCAUCGUGUGGUUGCCACCAAUAAUACUGGCUCACAAACCCUUUUUUUUUUUUUCUUGAGUUCCAUCCUCUUAAUCCAACCGAUCCAUCUAAGCAAGCAAUUGUCAAAAAGCUCGGCGAAAUAAUAUCAAAUCUGUACUUCAUGGGUAACAAUCGACAGGAUAUUCAUCCCCGCACCAUGGAAACUGGUAUUAUGAAAGGGGUUGGCUUUCGCCCUGGUUCUGACCGGGGUUCCACUGCAGGUACAUAUGCACGUCGACCAAAUCUUUCUCAACAAAUUUUGGAGCAGGACAACUAUUGUUGGGAUCAGUUAGGUGAUCAUAAUCAAUUCUUAUGCAACCGAGUACCGCAUUUUUCCAAACAAUCAUUCAAGGACAAUGCCGAAAUAAUCCAGUCCUUUGGGAUCCCCAGCUGGUCCAACAGUGAAUGGAAUGACUUCGAACAGGAAACUAAUGGGAUUUUCUCAAGUGCAAACACGACUCAUUCCGAUUUUCCAAACGAACCCCACAUGGAUGAAGACUCGAAUCCAUGGACUUACGGCUUGUUCAGCUACAUCAACCGAUCAACUGGCAAACCUGUC
This is a messenger RNA of Puccinia graminis f. sp. tritici CRL 75-36-700-3, 1638 nucleotides long. RefSeq lists its product as uncharacterized. Bases 164 to 1183 code for a protein of 339 amino acids. NCBI's taxonomy places the organism in Eukaryota, Fungi, Basidiomycota, Pucciniomycetes, Pucciniales, Pucciniaceae. The record is from RefSeq and is a predicted model, not a curated record. The transcript has 2 exons.